Molecule: messenger RNA, 1483 nt
Organism: Penicillium brasilianum
Lineage: Eukaryota; Fungi; Ascomycota; Eurotiomycetes; Eurotiales; Aspergillaceae
Source: the annotation of a GenBank genome assembly
GUGUAAACAGCUCCUUAACCUAAGAUGUAGUCAAACUAUACCGAGCGAUCCGUUCCAUGUCUUUUCGCAAAUGCGGUAAACUGGAGAAGAGCGCGGACCAAUUCUCGGCGGGCCGAGUCCGCAAAAAGUUCCGAUUUGCCAUCUCCGCCCCCGAGAAUCGUCCACACUACCUCGCGCCUUUCAAGCCUUGACAGUAUAGCAAUGGCCAGUCUUUCGCGUGCUGCCUUUUCGGCACGUCUUCUCGCUGCCACGAGGCAGAAUGCCCUCCCGUGCCGCCACAUUCACUCCUCGCCCUUGAGGGCCGCCGUUGCGCACCCCAUCACGGCUCAUGGUCCGCCACCCAAGGCUCCUGCGCCUGCGCCCGAGUUUAUAGAGAAUGCAGAGACACACACGGCUACGGAGUCGACGACGACGGAGGGUCGAGAUUUGUCACAAUUCAAGAAGCCCUCCGUGUUGAAGAAGCGCUUCUGGAAGGAUGUUCACGUUCACGGAGAGCCCGGUGAAUACCAGGUCUUGCUGGACAAGCGUCCCGUACGGACACCCUCCAAGGAUAUCCUCUCGAUUCCCCCGACGAAGCCUCAACUCGCCCAUGCCAUCGCCCUUGAAUGGGAUGUCAUGACUUCCGCCCAGCAGGCACUCAAGAGCCAUUUGAUCCCCCUGACCUCUCUCGCUGCCCGCGCCGCCGAUAUUGCCCGCGAAGAUGCCCAGGGCGAACGCACCGUCCGCGACCAGAUCACCAACACCGCCAUGCGGUACCUGGACACCGACACGCUCCUGUGCUGGGAGCCCGAGCGUACGAACCGCGCGAUGGACCGGAUGGGCGAGGAAGAGAAGACCGAGAGUCUCCGCGAGAUUCAGAUGCGGGUCGCAAAGGACAUCAUGAGCUUCCUAUCUACAAAGGUCUGGCCGGGUCUGGAGAUUGUGCCCAUCCUCGACGCAGAGAGCAUCCUCCCCGUCUCCCAGCCGCGAGCGACCAAGGAGAGCAUCCGCACGUGGGUGUCCGAGUUGGAUGCUCAUGAUCUGGCGGGCUUGGAGCGAGGCAUCCUGGCGUCCAAGAGCUUGCUGGUCGCUGUGCGAUUGUUGGUGGAGUGGAGUGAGAACUUCCGGCACAUCCAGAAUCACUCGGCCAAGAAAUUCGGUCUCGAGGAGGCGACCGAGGCGGCCAACUUGGAGGUCAAGUGGCAGACGGAUAUGUGGGGCGAGGUUGAGGAUACUCACGAUGUGAACAAGGAGGACUUGCGGCGGCAGUUGGGCAGUGUGGUUGUGUUGGUGAGUGGUGAGAGAAGAUAAGAUGGGUAUAGUGGAUUGAGGCUGCUUUGUAUAAUAUUUACUGCUUCUAUGGGGUGUGUACUCGGUCCUUGGGUCUUCUCUUUGGGAGGUGGGAAGAUAACCUAGACAUCACUACUAUCUCCCUUUGUACAAUUAUUAGAGAAAUGACGAUUUCAAAUUCCGAUCAUCAAGAUCGACCAUGCAAAUCUGCAAG